AUGUCUGUAAAGCAAUUCUACUUGCUGGGCGAGUCCAGUACUUCCGCUCGUAAUGUCGAGCUGGAAUCGACACUUGAUUAUGCUGGAAUUCAACUCUGGAUUGCAGGACAAUUUGCCAUUGUUGAGCCUAGUGGAAUUUCUUUCCAGACAGAAGAUGCAGAAUUAUCUACUCCAUCAGAAAUUCUCGCCAGCGAGCAGCCGAUCGCCAUUGCCAUCGAUGGCAAGGCUGUACGAGAGAUUCCCGGCCCCAAGGGUCUUCCUUUCGUAGGAAACUUCUUCGAGAUCUACCCCGAUCACUUAGGAAACCACCAGCGUCUCUUUGACCAAUAUGGUCCAAUCUUCAAAACCACCAACAUGGGCCGCACAAUCUACCAGACCAACGAUCCCCAAUUAUCGCAGAUCGUCUUUUCCGAGUCGGACUUCUUCACCAAGAAAAUCAACGCAUCCCACCCCUUGUACCCAAUCAAGAACCAAGAGGCUGGUGUCUUCUUGGGAGAUACCGACACCCCCGAGUGGCGCGCCGCUCACAAGUUCCUUCCCCCGGCUCUGGGCCCCAAGGCCGUCCGUCACUAUGCUCCGACCAUGCAACAGACCGUCGAAGAUUCCUUCUCUGUGUUCGACGAAUUUGACGAGCAAGGCGAAGCAUGGAACGUCUAUCAGUAUAUGCUAAAAUUGGGCUCCCAGGCUGUGGGCAAGCUCGUUUUGGGCAUCGACUUCAAUCACUUCACAUCUGCAAAUGCUCCUCCUCACGAGAUGGUCGUCCGUAUUGCCGAAUCACUUACUCUCAACAAAAAGAUCGCCGCUUGGGGAGACUGGUAUGGCAAGUUGCCGUUUGGAGAUCCGCAGAAAUUGCGUAAUGCGCGCGAACGAGUUACCGAAAUGGUUUUGGAGUCUAUCGCGAACGCCGCACGUGGUGGUGUGGAAGAUCUUCCCCUUCAGGAUGCGGCUCUGCAGGCAUCUAACAUGGUUGACUACAUCAUUCGUGCUACGGAUAACAAGGGAGAGAAAUUGCCCGAAACCAGCUUGAUGUCAGCCUUGGUCGUGGCCACCGGCGCCGGUUUCACCACAACCAGCUCCCUACUCUCCUGGUUGAUUUACUCCCUAGUCAACUACCCCGGCAUGCAAGACCGCCUCCUCCAAGAACUGAUCGACCACGGUAUCGACGCCGACACCCAGAUCACCGCCGAUCUCACCGACAAACUCACCUUCCUGGACAAAUUCAUCAAAGAGACUCAACGCCGACACAACCCCUCGUACCAGCCCGCUCGCACAGCAAAGGUCGACAUGAUUCUUCCGGGUGGCUACAAACUCCCUCAAGAAUCUGUCGUCAUCCCCGCCAUUCAUCACGUACACAAUAACCCCGCCGUCUGGGAUAAUCCCGCCCGCUUUAACCCCGAUCGCUGGGAUACUGAUGAGGUGAAGAACCGUCAUAAGGGCGCUUAUACUCCCUUUGCCUCGGGCCCGCGCAUGUGUAUCGGCUUCAAUUUCGCCUUGCAGGAGGUCAAGGUGUUUUUGCCUAAGUUGGUUUAUCGGUAUAAGUUUACGCGUGAGAAUGAUGGCACUAUCGAGUAUGAUCCUAUGUUCCAGUUGAUCCGACCGAAUAAUUUAUAUGUUCGGGCUGAACGCCGCGUGAAGUGGCCUCCGAAGACGGAGUGA
This is a messenger RNA of Penicillium verhagenii, 1656 nucleotides long. Its product is annotated as cytochrome P450. The transcript has 3 exons. Gene Ontology annotation, molecular function: iron ion binding; monooxygenase activity; heme binding. The coding region runs from base 1 to 1656 and encodes 551 amino acids. Lineage: Eukaryota; Fungi; Ascomycota; Eurotiomycetes; Eurotiales; Aspergillaceae. The record is from RefSeq and is a predicted model, not a curated record.